Chilo suppressalis (striped riceborer) is the source of this 2544-nucleotide messenger RNA. The record is from the annotation of a GenBank genome assembly. Lineage: Eukaryota; Metazoa; Arthropoda; Insecta; Lepidoptera; Crambidae.
ACAUCCACGCUCAUUUGCAACUCUCGUACUACUGAUGCGUCCGCCGACGUGUGGACAGGCACGCCGAACGUCCGCCUGAAUCCCUUUGUUGCGUGCCACAAAAACCGAAAACUAUCGGAUUGAUGGCAGACGCAUCUGCGGACGUCAAAUACCUACCAGAGACGCGCAAACUACCCCGUCUACACGUCGUCGGUGGACGCAUCUGCAGAUGCGUGCGUCAUUUGUGGGUCAAGAUUGGUGUUCACUGUGCAAAAUUUACAAAUGAAAAAGAGUGUGCAAAUGUUUUGGCAGCUGUCCAGAGGUAUGAUAUUCACCAUCCAGUUGUAAAUGACCCAGAUAGCACUCAAUGGGAAGCACUGGGUAUAAAAUGUUGGCCAACACUUCUUAUACUGGGGCCAAACAACAAGCCUUUGUUCGUGUUGACUGGAGAGGGUCACAGGCAGGAGUUAGUUUGGUAUGUGGAGGCGGCGCUGAAACACUUCAGCUCUCGUAUAUCUGACGCGUCUCUCCCUGUCUCAAUAUCAAAACAUGUGAAAGUUAAAGAUGAAGCAGCUCUUUCAUUUCCCGGCAAGGUCGCCCUAAACCCGUUCUAUCGGGGAAGAACAGAUGAGCCGUUCUUGGCUAUAUCAGAUACUGGAAAUCACAGACUGGUGCUUACGGAUUGCUCUGGAGUUAUUUUAAGAAUUGUCGGCAGCACGGAUUGUCGGCCUGGCUUCAAAGAUGGCAAGUUAGAGGAAGCGUUGUUCAACUCUCCUCAAGGAUUGUGUUGGCUUUCUAGCACAGUACUGGCUGUUUGCGAUACCAACAACCAUGCGCUCAGAGCCGUACACCUCGACGAAGGUACCGUCGAGGUACUCGUAGGAACCGGCGAGCAGUCCGCCUGUGGAGAUAUGGGCGGUAAAUACCUCGGGCUACAAGCGCUGUCCUCCCCCUGGGACGUGGUGCAGUACACUACGCCGGACCUGGACAUGUCGGUGCGAGCGCCCCCCCUGCCGCCCCCGCCCCCGCCCCCCGGACAAACCCCAGACCCGGAGAAGGACAAGAAGACUGAACCAAAAGAAAAGGAGAAAAAAGACGAGAAGCGCCGGGUGUUGUUAAUAGCAUGCGCGGGAUCUCAUCAAAUAUGGGCACUUUUCCUCGACACUACGAUAUGGUGGAAGUACAAGACAUAUCCUGAAGGAACUUGCGCUUGUAUCACCGGCUCGGGUGCUGAAGCGGCGCGCAACAGUUGUUUCCCCAAAACCGCUUCCUUCGCUCAACCCUCUGGACUCACUCUCAAGACUGGUUCGAAUCCGUUUCUUUUCGUGGCGGACUCGGAGAGCUCAUCCAUUCGAAAAAUAGGACUUUCUACGGGGCAAGUCACAACGCUCUGUGGCGGCGAUCGCAACCCUUUAAAUCUUUUCGCCUUCGGUGAUGUGGACGAAAUAGGAAUGGCGGCGAAACUCCAGCACCCUCUCGGCGUCGCCUACAGUGAACCAAACAAAGCAGUGUACGUGGCUGAUUCCUACAACCACAAGAUAAAAAAAGUCGACGUGAGCCUACAAAAGGUGACCACCCUCAACCCCAGCAUGAUCGAGACCGCCGACCCGGUGAAGUUCAACGAACCCUCCGGUCUCUCCGUCACUGCGGACGGCAAAUAUUUGUAUAUAGCCGACACCAACAAUCACAGCGUGAAACUAAUCAACUUGGCCAAGAACGUGUGCCAAGAGUUCAAAGUGCGAAUGCAGGACGUGAAAUUUGUCGAACCGGAGAAUCUGAUACUUUACAAGAAUGAUUUGUUCGUUAACAGAAAGUGCGGCAAUCUCAUUAUAUAUUUCAAUGUCAGUUUGGACUCUGACAUCAAAGGCGUAAAGUUUACUCCUGGCGCACCGCAAGAGUGGAACGUGUGUAUACGAGAUGAGAACAACAAGGAUGUCACUUUAGAUCAUUUCGAGUUUGUUGGUUCGGGUUCGCAUAAAGGAUCAAAAUUACCAGGCCGAGUAGAGAUGAAGAUUAAGCAAAAGAUGGACAAGACUCACUAUAGGCUGUACUUGAGCUUCCAUACUUCAUUGUGCGACAACACUGUCUGUUUUUCUCACUCUUUCACUAUACGUUCGACGAUCUUGGUUCGCGACUCGGUCAAAAUGGUGGAGUCAUAUAAAAUCACGUGUAAAGUGAAUCCUGUUAAUCGAGAGAGUAAACCUGAACAGAGGUCUUUGUGAGAUGUUUAUCGCGAAUAGAAUAUUAUAAAUUGAACGAAAUAGUUUAUUCAUCGUUGAAAUAAAAUGUAUUACUUAAAUUAUAGGGACGAACAAAAGUUUUCUAUGUGCUUCUAACUCUUAACUAAAACUGCGAUAUAAUAUAAAAAUAUAUAAUUCUUACAUUUUAAGUUCAAGAAGGUUGUUAAGUAAGUUUUAUUUUAUUUUAAGAAGAAUUAACAUUUUGCAUAAUGCAUAAUAUACUCUUUUUAGUGUUGGUUAUGUUACCUGAUAUUUAUAAUUACUAGUUUACCGCUAAAAGAUAAUAUUGUUUUAUUUUUGCUCCAGUUAUUUUUCUAUAAUAAAA